AUGUGUGCAACGCUUCAAAAUGAUCCAAAUUUGACUGCACAUCUGGGUGGAGUGGCAGCAACAGUUGCCGUGGCUAUGAGGAUCGAUGAAAAGGUUGGAUGUCUUUUGUACAUUAAUACUGGUAUUACAUUACCAUCUUGGCCUGUUGAUGAGUACUACAGUUUUCAUAUUAUGAAUCCUCCAAUCAGGAGGAAUCUCAUUGCAAAUGUUGUGAAGUGGACUAUUGGAUAUCUGAAAGCAAGGCAAGUUGAACUGCAUUCUGAGAAGAGAAUGGAGUAUUUGCAGUCGUCUCUUCUAACGAGAUUUUGGAAAUCACUUGGUCAUGGCUUCUCCCAACUUAUUAAGCCAGGUGAUCAAGAAAGGCCACAAGCUGGCCCGGCUCGGGAAAAGCCGGGAAGCUCGGGCCACCGAGCCGUUUUGCCACUGCUAGGAGUCAUUAGAUUUUCUGAGCUUGAUACUGCUUCAGCAAGGCAAGUUGAACUGCGUUCUGAGAAGAGAAUGGAGUAUUUGCAGUCGUCUCUUCCAACGAGAUUUUGGAAAUCACUUGGUCAGGUCUUCUCCCAACUUAUUAAGCCAGGUGAUCAAGAAAGUGAGUCCAACUCCCAUGCGGCACAUGUCAAUGGGGAUGUGAUCACAAAAUUCUUCGAAGUGCACAUUGAACCUUCAGCUUCCAUUUUCCCAAUUGAUAAUCUAAAGGUGGGAUUUGCUGUAAAGGUGGGAAGCUGCGAGCUAGAAACUCCUGCUCUUCUCCUCACUACCUGUAAAGGCCUACCCGUUUUCAUUUCACCUGACCUCCUGCCUUCUCUUCCUUCCCCUGACUCUCGCCUCCUCCAAUUCAGCCCCUUCCAAUUGCCGAGUUAUGGUUUCAAGAGGAAUGCUGAAAUUGAAAAAAUAACCAUUGUGUACAACGGGAAGGUCUUUGAUUUUGAUAUUUCUGCACACAAGGUGCACAAUAUUCUGAAAAUUGCUGUUGGUUUUCUUCUGCCACAGCAGACCUCGCAAUGA
Molecule: messenger RNA, 1005 nt
Organism: Fraxinus pennsylvanica
Lineage: Eukaryota; Viridiplantae; Streptophyta; Magnoliopsida; Lamiales; Oleaceae
Source: the annotation of a GenBank genome assembly